CUGAUGUCCUGAAUCUCAGCUGGUCUGGGUGAGUGUUGGACUCCUCCGGCGGGUCGCUGCCGGGUAGCAGGCGACCCUGCUCCAGGCUGGGGAGGAACCGCGGCCCGGGGCGUGCGAGCAGCGCGUUCCCUACGGGCGCUGAGAAGCCUUCGUGACGGAGGGGCCGUGCGGACCGGUGGUCCUGGGCCUGUAAGGCGGUGGAGCUGUGGAUGUUGUUCAGUGGACGCCGUGGUCGGCUGCAGCUUUCCGGGAGUUGAGUGCGAUUUCACACGGGUUAAGGACUCAGAAGGACCUGCCUCCAGGAAGGAGCCUCACCACCGUGCCCCACUGAUACCCUGUGCGUCCCUCCGCUGUAGCCCUGCGUGCGCUGCUUUGUGGCCUCUUGAGAAGCAGAGAACAGUGGAGGCAGGGAGCUGGGUCCCUCUCUGUGUUUCUGGCCACUGAGGGUCUAGCGCAUAGUAGACGGUCAGCAAGGGAGAACAGUUGAGAGAACAGCACAGUUGGUACUGUGGCCCCUCGUGCAGCAGCCGUGGUGAACUGCCCGCUGUGUGUGCUCGCUCACUGUGCACACGAACACACACUGCCCUCCUGUAACACCUGAAAGACUGUCCCUGAGGAGAUAGUCCAGAAGAAAGUUCUCCAAGACAGAGAGCAGUCUAAAGCUGGAGAUGGCAUCAGUAUCGGUUGGUGCUUCUUCCCUGGCUCCUCUGAAUCUGAAGAAGGAUCCAGGAAGGCCAGUGAAGGACGGUCACCACGCUGCUAGGGAGCAGGGAUUCAGACGUCCAGGAAAUGGCACUGGCCUUGAACGGGAGCCGCUGUGCAGACAGUUCAGGCAGUUGCGGUAUGAAGAGACCGCAGGACCUCGAGAGGCGCUGCGCCGGCUCCACGAGCUCUGCCGGCUGUGGCUGCGGCCGGAGACGCACAGCAAGGAGGAGAUGCUGGAGCUGCUGGUGCUGGAGCAGUUCCUGCGCAUCCUGCCCGCGGGGCUGCGCGCCCGGGUGCGGGAGCGGCGCCCGCAGAGCGGAGAAGAGGCUGUGGUUGUACUGGAGGACCUGCAUCCAGAGCUGCGGGAAACUGGACAGCAGGUGGAAAAGCACCUAGGACAGGCAGAGCAACAGCACGAGUGUGUGGAAGACACAGUGGCUCUGAAUGCUGCGCAGGCCCAGCAGGUCAGACCUGAGCGAGCAGAUCCGAAGCCUGAAACAGAACAAGGUGAAGAGACAGUGACUGAAAAUGAGAUGUCAGCUACAGAGACAGACCCUUGUGGAGGGUCAGAAUGGACUGGGAGAGUACCUGAGCCCGGGGAGCCGCAUCGUGAGGGCUCUCGCUUGGAAAGGCAGCAGGCCAAGCCCAAGGGAAAAACCGACCGUAACCGCUCAGCAGGUGGGGAGAGAUUCCUCCAGUGCUCAGACCUGGCUGGACAUGAAGGUAUGCGCAGCGCAGGAAGGCUCUGUGGAUCCAGUCCUCCCGGGCAUCAGAAAAUCCGCUCUAGAGAGAAAAGCCAUCAGUGUCAUGAGUGUGGGAAAGCCUUUCAGAGAAGCUCACACCUUGUCAGACAUCAGAAAAUCCAUCUUGGUGAGAAGCCUUAUCAGUGCAAGGAGUGUGGGAAAGUGUUUAGCCAGAACGCAGGCCUUUUGGAGCAUCUUAGAAUCCAUACUGGAGAGAAACCUUUUCUCUGUAUCCACUGUGGGAAGAGCUUCAGGCGCAGCUCUCACCUGAACCGGCACCAGAGGAUUCACAGUCAGGAGGAGCCCUGUGAGUGCAGGGAGUGUGGGAAGACCUUUAGCCAGGCCCUGCUCCUCACCCACCAUCAGAGAACCCACAGCCACGCCCGGGGCCACCAGUGUCACGCAUGCGGGAAGGCCUUCAGCUUAACCUCAGACCUUAUUCGACAUCACAGGAUUCACACUGGAGAAAAACCUUUCACGUGCAACAUAUGCCAGAAAGCCUUCCGACUAAACUCCCACCUUGCUCAGCACAUGCGGAUCCACAAUGAAGAAAAACCCUAUGAGUGCAGUGAGUGCGGAGAAGCCUUCAGGCAGAGGUCAGGCCUUUCUCAACAUCGGAGAUACCACCACAAAGACAGACCGGCUCACUGAAGUGCCCUCCCGCCAUGGGGUGUCUGAGAUAGAACAUGAACAAGCAAGCCGCAUCUUAGGAGAAUUCCCUCUAGCCAGUCCUGGCAUCAGAGGAUCCUUGGGGUUGGCGGGGGGUGGACUUGGAGGCUAUCUGCCCCCACUCUUCCUCCUUUCUUUUCCUUGAAGUCAGCUUUGUGCUACGAUAACUGACCAGGAUGGCACUGGGGGGUCAGAGUGGAAAGCCUCUUUGACAGCAGGACUUCUCAGAGCCUUUGACCUGGUGCAGACGUGGUGAUGCGUCUCCAGGUAGCAGGGAACCUCAUGACUGAGUGAGGGCUUUGAAGCUAGCAGCAAUUCAGGUAUCCACAGAUGUACAGGCUGAAGCAGGACAAGAGCAGAUGGAUAUUUUUUUGCACAUGCUAUAGCAAGAGACUCCUAUAAAAUAAAACAGGUGUCUUACAGUGCAAGUUAAUGGUGACUGUGCCCCCCAGUGGCUUUACUAACCCCCACUCCUCCCACCCCCAACCAGCAGAGACAUUUUGGAAAGCCAAGAUCCCCUAAUUUUGCCAUUCCACACCCCCAUCCCUGCCAUGACAUCUCAUUGGUUCAAGUUAGAAAUUAAACUGCAGAAAAGAUUCCUGAGUGAUUUGAAUGAACUGUGUUGAAUUCAUGUAGUUGCUGUCCCUCUUCAUAACUCCAGUGCAGGGUAGCAACUGCCGCCUAGACAAUUGAGUAAAUGUCCGAUGCAAUUUUUAAGUUUUGCUUGUUCUGAAAGUCUUUGAAAGUCAAAUAAUGAAAAGUUGGCUUGGAGAUUAUGAUCUCUAUGUUGUGAACACAACAACGUCAUCGUCACGGUGAACAGCAUUAAGCGUAGGGGACUCCACUUCCAGACACAUCACUUGUUGAGUAAUAGGAGCUGCCUGAGCUCUGCUGUCUGGAAGAGGCUUCACACUCUGCCAUGGAGUGGGAAGAUUGGUUAAGCAUCAUGGUUUUCUAAGGAUCUGGUUCUGCAUAUGGUUGAAAGACAAAAAGAGUAGGAGUGAGCUCUGGCUAGUGUGGCUCAGUGGACUGGGCACCAGCCUGGGAAGCAGGGGUCACUGGUUCAGUCC
Molecule: messenger RNA, 3187 nt
Organism: Phyllostomus hastatus (greater spear-nosed bat)
Lineage: Eukaryota; Metazoa; Chordata; Mammalia; Chiroptera; Phyllostomidae
Gene: ZSCAN26
Product: zinc finger and SCAN domain containing 26
Exons: 6
Coding region: 669-2099 (476 amino acids)
Biological process (GO): regulation of transcription by RNA polymerase II
Molecular function (GO): RNA polymerase II cis-regulatory region sequence-specific DNA binding; DNA-binding transcription factor activity, RNA polymerase II-specific
Source: RefSeq, a predicted model, not a curated record